Molecule: messenger RNA, 2303 nt
Organism: Austrofundulus limnaeus
Lineage: Eukaryota; Metazoa; Chordata; Actinopteri; Cyprinodontiformes; Rivulidae
Gene: tmem200b
Product: transmembrane protein 200B
Exons: 3
Coding region: 692-1897 (401 amino acids)
Source: RefSeq, a predicted model, not a curated record
GCUCCUCCAGACCAGCAGAUCUUCGUCAGUUCUUCGGGGUGAACAGAUCCUUGUUUGGGGCGGUCCGGUGUCUCGGUGUCUCUGUGUCUCGGUGUCUCAGUGGACAUGUGGGGCAACAGUUGUUCUGACUUCAUCCUGGUACCAAGCUGAUGUUUUUCAACACAAAGUAUGAAGAAGCCUAAACUGAUCCGAGAAACGGAAGCAAGUUUCAUCAGAAGUGAGCGGCUCCCGGAUGGCUGGAUGUGAUCCGGACUUGGGCUGCGGGGUUCUGGCUCUGGCUCUGGCUCUGGUUCUGGUUCUGGCUCUGGCUCUGGUUCUGGCUCUGGCUCUGGUUCUGGCUCUGGUUCUGGAUCUGGAGGGAGACUCCUCUGGUUUGCUGCAGUCAGAGGAGGUCGGUUGUGUCAGUGAAAUGAGUUGAUCAGUGCGCUGAACGCUGCAGCCCGAUUAGACUGACGCUCCAACCACAGAUAGCCCGGCUCGGCACGGCUCGGCACGGCUCGGCACGGCAGUCCACGGCGGUCCAUUGUUUAAGAUUCUUGACCUAUGGGCCGGCCUCGAGCGCCACCUUGAGGGCCUCAAAAGAACAACAAUUUUAAACUUUGGGCCACAGAGGGCCGUGGGACCACAUCGAUUUUGAAUAAGACCUCUGUAAAGUGUGACCAGGACCAGCAGCUGGGGGACCACCGGUGCCAUGAAGACUCAGAAGUGCAAAGGGGUCGCACCAACUUUGCCCCUCUGCAGAGGGAAAUCUCGUUUCCACUUACGAGGCAGGAGGAAAAAGGACAGGGUGAUUCAGGGCAGGCUUCGCAUUCGCUCCUUGCCCGGAGCGUUCCUCGUCCUGGGGGUGGUGGUGGUGGCCGUGGGCACCGCUCUGGCUGUAGCUGGGUACUGGCCCUACAGGCCGUCAAGAUCGUCCAUCCUGGAAGCUCCCGAGGAGGAGCAGACCCACAAGUCGCAGGCCUCUGGUUGGAGUCCCGACGCUAAGGGGUUCCUGUCCACGGCCGGCCUCCUCCACGGUGAGCGUAUGAAGCUGCUGGGCCCGGUCAUCAUGGGGGUGGGACUCUUCAUCCUCAUAUGUGCCAACACAGUUCUGUACGAGAACAGGGACAGGGAGACUCAGAUGCUGCUGGCUCAGAUGCAUAACGUUAUCUGCUCCGUGUCUGCGGCCGUGCCCUCUGCAGGCCUCAGGGACGCGGCAGCAGCCAGCUCCGUGUCCAAACGGUACCAGUGGGUGAGCAGCCUGCCUGCUGCUCAGCUCAACAUCAUGUGUGUGCAGCAGCUGACCAGCUCUGAACCUCUGCUCCAGACCAGGUACACCACAGACCCGAAGGACAGGGGGGACGAACCCUACCAGCAAGCUGUUCUCCAGACUGAAGCGCUCCACCACCAGGAGUCAGAACCAGCAGCCUCACUGUCUUCCUCCUGCUCUGACUCGUGUAAGAACCACCCAGCAGAUCCACAGACAGGCUGCAGUUUACCAGCUCCCCCCCUCAACGUCAGCCUGCUGUCCUCCAGCUCCAUGUCCAAUCUCAGGGUAGAAGAAACGGAGGUCCCGGCUGCCCAGCCGAGGCGCUGCCACAGCAUGAGCCACAGGACUCGUCCUUACAAAACUCAAACCGGGGCGAGUCCACAGGCGGGACUACGUCCAGUCCAGACAGAUCCACUCAAAGUUCCCAGAGGAGAGACUGGUUCCCAGGUUUGUGUGAACAUCCCAGGACCGUUUGCUGAUGCCAUGAAGGAGCUGAGCCGUCAAAGCUGGCCUCGGUUAGACCUGGGGGGUGGGAGGCGAUACUUAAAACUGGAGAACAAAGAGGACUCUGUGGAUAAACUGCUGGACCAGUUGGAGCAACAGUAUUCUUCCUGUGAGAAGAGUUUUGGCUCCGGGCCUUUCCAAUGAUACAUGUUACUGACAGAACUAAGAGGAAAAUAUAUUUUCUAGUGUUUGUUUUGACUUUUCUGUGGGACAGAACAAUUGAAGACACAGUAUUAGUAUACAUUGAGGUAUUUUACAAAACGUAUGCCCUUUCUUAAUCUUCCAUUGGAAAUCAACAGGCUGGGCUUCAUUGGCCACAUUUUGCUGAUGUUUUAUAAUAAUUUUAAGAAAUAACUCUGUCACAGCUGAGGAAAGCGAGGUCACAUAUUGCAUUUUUGCAGUUUGAAUGGGCGACGAUGCAAGAAAUCUAGUGUCGUGUUGAAAAAGAUAUGCCUGUUCCCCGGACACAGUGUGCACAGCUCCAUAACGAAGAGACAGAUAGGUGCAAGAGGAUAAAGGGUUUUUUUUUUUGUAUGGUGUUAACAUUUCU